CCUACAUAGCCUAGUGCAGUGGGGAUGUAGCUAUGUAGUCACAGGGGAAGUCGUAUGCCUGUAUGUGGUCUAUACAUGGCUGUAGUGUACGUGCGACCUCACGUAUAACUACAACUCACAGCAUAUCUUUACAGGCAAUAAAUAUAUAAGUACUUUACUAUAACGAACUCUAUAGUAUUAGUCAAGGUUAUGUCAGUCCAUUUGCUCCUAAUUUAUUAUAAAGCACAACCAAGAGAGUCAUCCUCCAACAUUUUGCACAGAAAAAUCCGUUCAAAUUAGAAAAUUCCUAUACUUUCAAUGGAAGUUUGAAGAGACAAAAAUCGGUGCAGACCAUAAAAAAAAAGGCAAUUAUUUCCGUGAUACUGCAUAUUCUCUGAGACCAUCAGAUGCUGAAUGGAAACUAUGGCAUCCAAGAGUUAUCCACAUGGCGCCUUUGAGGUACUUCGUCCAUUCUGUGUGCAGCUGACAGUGGAACAGACAGUACAGAAUGUAAAAAACCUGCAAACACAGAUUUCUUCUACAGAUGUCUCUGCUCUUCAAGCCCUUCUGGAUUAUGUUCUAUUUCCUCUGCGCUUUGCCCUUAAAACACCUGGCUCUAAAAAACCGGGAUUAGUGCAAGCUGUUUUGGAAUGUAUUUCCUUUCUUCUCUCUCUCACUCACUUAAAGAGCCCAGUGUCCUUACAGGAGAUGUUUAGUGAACUCUGCAGUUGCCUCCCCCCUGACCCACUUCAGCCUGUGCCAGAGGAGCUGAAAUUAGCAGUAGUUUUAACAUUACAAUCUCUUCUCCGUGCAUCUGGUGCGGAUGUGCUACCUGUCCUGUACAAACCGUCCAUGCUUCCUGAGUUGGGAUUCACCAUCACUGUUUUGCUGAGGCUUGCAGAACGGGAGAAAUCACGAGAGAUCAGGCUUGAAUCUUUGAACUGUUUGGAGAUAUUGCUGACGCCAAAGCCCAAGCAAGACACUUCUCUCAGUGGUCUUUUUGCUUCAUUUUUACCUGGAAUCUGCACAGUGCUAACAAGGAUUAUUUGUGGCGACCCCAAGCAAGGAUACAGAGUAACGAGAGCUGCAAUCAGGUUAUGGGCUGAGGCAGUUAGUAUAGUCAUGUCUGAUGAAAGUCUGGCACAAGUGACAGAAAAGAAACCUGUACACCCUGGGUUGUCUGGACGUAUAGCAGAACUUCUAGUGCACCGAGACAAGACUUGGGUGAAACAUUCUGCUAGCCGUCUGUUUGUUCAUCUAGAAAAAAUCUCAAUGCACUGCAUAUCCGACCCCCACUGGAAAGUAAGAAUGGCGCUUGUGGACUUAGCUUAUCUCUUGCUUUGUCAUUGCUGGAAUUCUCUAGGAGAGGCAGUAGGGAAUCUUCUGCAGAUAUUGGUGGGAUAUAUGAGUGAUGAUAGAGCUGAGGUAAAAGCCAGGGCGUGUGAGGCACUGCUGGAGGUAGCGAAGGAAGGGCCAGCUUCACGGACACUAGCAGAGGUGCUAACAGAAAGCCUCCAUUCACUGACUGUAACUCUUCCAAGACUGCUGAGAUCUCAGGAUGACCAAGGCAAGCUUCACACUUUAGCUCUUCUUCUAGGCUAUCUUCAGUUGCUUGGUCCCAGGCUUGCAUUCACUCUGCACUCUCCUGCUCACCUUCAGCGCCUGUCUGCUGCACUCCUGCAGACACUAGAGUUAGAUUUUUGCUCAGUCAAAGUUGUAGAAGAAAGACUUCCCUCUCCUGCUGCCAGUCUCACGCAGCAGGACAUCGCACACACUGGAGCUCCACAGAAGACUUUCCGCUUUUUCAGGGACACACGUAUUCUUUUCCAUAUUCAGAGCAUCUGUAGGCUUUUGGGGUAUUAUGGAGAUUUCUACUUGCUGACAGACCACUUUUUGGGACUAUACCGGGCGCAUAGACUACCGGCUGUGCUGGUAUUGAACCAGUUAGUAUUAGGAGCAGCUGGAAUUGAAGUUGAAGUACUCAAUGAGGAGAACCAGGUACUUGCAGCCAGUGAACUUUUGGAAGCUGUGCGCCCACUUUUUGAAGAGUACACAGACCCCACCAAUUGGCAUCUACAAACCUGUCAGGACAGUGAUGCAGUAGUGGAUCAGCUUUCCUUACUCCGUAUUGGGGGUCAGUCUAUGUCAGCAAUUGGUGACAUGAGUGCUAACGUUUGGAAGCUUUGUCUGCAGCUGGAGGGCAUAUCUUGCUUUGCCAAUGCUCUUGGAACUAACUUCCGCCCACUCCUUAUAUCUGCUCUAUACCCAGUGCUUGAGAAAGCUGGAGAUCCUUCCCUCAUGGUUAGUGGGGCAGCGAAGGUGACUUUAGGAAAUGUCAGCCAAGCCUGUGGAUACAAAGACAUCAGCCAGCUGAUUGAACUCAAUGCAGAUUAUUUGGCAAGUGAAGUGUCUGUUGGUCUGCGCCGCCUUCGAAAAUACAAUGGAGGUGCUGCCCAUGUAUUGCAUGCCAUGUUAGAUCAUUGUGGGCCCAGCCUGUUGCCACUACUGCAUGAACUUGUCCAAGAUCUACUUCCAGCAUUGGACCAGUCGCAGAAUGAAGGUGCCAAGAUCCUCUUCCCUGUGCUGAAUUCUCUUGUCGCAAAACUAGGGAAGUGGUUUCCUUCACCGAAUACUGUAACAGCUGAGCCAUUACCCAAGGCAUUCAGUCAUAGCAAGGUACAUGAGGGGAGCAUUCUACAGGAGGUAAAAGAAUUUCUGCAGGAUCAUAUAGAGCAACAUCGCAGGGCAAGAGGAGAGGUCCGGGAAGAAGAGGUUACAGGUGACUGCUUAUAUAUUGAUGAGUUACCUCCACAAAUUGGUGCUGUUGAUGACCAGAAACCACAAUUGCCCACUCAUGUUAAGAUUUCCAAAGAGGUGGCUGAAAAAUGUUCACACUUCCUGUCACACAGCGACACACAAAUUCGAAUACAGGCCUUAGACACUCUCUGUCUCUCUUUACUACCGUUACAUUCUCGGGAAGAUGUGCUUUUUCCCCUUGCUCAUAAAAUCUGGCCAUGUUUGGUGAAAAGAUUGUUAAAGGAUGAACCACUUGUGCUUCUACGAGCCUUUCAGGUGCUUGUGACACUUGCUGCUUCAUGCAAAGAUUUCCUCCGGCAGCGUGUGUGUAAAGAUGCUUUUCCUGCCUUUCUAACAUCUUUACGCUCUCAAGCUCUUGUAAGCUGUCAUGCUGGACCUGUGUACAGCCACACACUAGGCUUCAAACUGCAGAAAGCCAUAUUGGAAGGCUUGCGGACGCUCUGCGUGGAUAUGGCAUUGGGUGACAGUGAUCUGUUGGAGGUCAUUGAUUCCUGCAUGCUCUACCUAAGCGUACGGCAACCAAAACCACUCCAAGAGGCUGCCAUCAGAACGUUCCUCAGUCUUUCACAGCUGGACCCAGACAUCGUUUGGUUGUAUCUAAGUGACUGGCAGAGCCCACCAGAAGCCCCCCACUCCUCUCUCAUAACCCUUCCUUGGACUGGUAGACCCCAUGAUGAGUACACACAGAAUGUGUGCAACCUCCUACAACAGCUGCAGUGACAUUGUGCUGUGGUGACAUCCAGCCUGUUAUAAAGUACUUAGUUCAUUCUGAAGAUGCCUUACCACCUCCACGUUCUUCUGCUCCCACCUGCAGGCAGGUGAUCUGGAUUCCAUAGGCUCAGCCCUUUCUGUGCCCUAUUCCUUAAGAUGCAGAUGUUUCUGAGAAUGCAUCCUGAGCAGGAAUUUUUCUCCCCAUGGGAGAAUCACAGCACGGGACUCCACACUGCAUUGAGUUUAAGUAUCUUGCUCUAUUUAGAAAAACUGCAUUCCCUAUGCACCAGAUCGCCGGUUAUCGUCUUCUGUAACUUAGGAUGUUCUGUGCAAGUAAUCCAUUUUCAAGAUUAAAUGUGUUGGUACAAGCUGUGAAACAAAGACACAAAUAUGACCUAAUUUGGAACUGUAAGAAAGCAGCUUGUAGAGGUGAUUUAGUCUUCUACAAUCAUUGUAAAAACACACGUAUCUGAUGCAAAAAUUAAUUAAUGUAUAUAAAUUAGGAGUCCACUAAAAACCUGUUACUUUGCCUAGACCCCUCUGUGACAUCAUUAGUUCCCAGAGCAGAGAUAAGCUACAAAAUGCUAUUCUGUGUGUAUGUAAUAAACUUAUGUUUACUGCAUCAUUA
This is a messenger RNA of Pseudophryne corroboree (corroboree frog), 4135 nucleotides long. It is a transcript of the gene TTI1, whose product is annotated as TELO2 interacting protein 1. The transcript is spliced from 8 exons. Bases 394 to 3516 code for a protein of 1040 amino acids. Gene Ontology annotation, biological process: chromatin remodeling. The record is from RefSeq and is a predicted model, not a curated record. Gene Ontology annotation, cellular component: cytoplasm. Lineage: Eukaryota; Metazoa; Chordata; Amphibia; Anura; Myobatrachidae.